Molecule: messenger RNA, 3338 nt
Organism: Chelmon rostratus (copperband butterflyfish)
Lineage: Eukaryota; Metazoa; Chordata; Actinopteri; Chaetodontiformes; Chaetodontidae
Gene: ugcg
Product: UDP-glucose ceramide glucosyltransferase
Exons: 10
Coding region: 605-1789 (394 amino acids)
Biological process (GO): glucosylceramide biosynthetic process
Cellular component (GO): membrane
Molecular function (GO): ceramide glucosyltransferase activity
Source: RefSeq, a predicted model, not a curated record
GAUUGACGCUUUCUCUCCCCCCACAGAAAAAAAACAUCUGUAUUGAAUAUAAGUUUAGUCAUCAAUGCACAUUAUGCGCCAACGCUGACCGGAAGCUGCCGCUGUCUGUCCCGGUCUGGCCCGGUCUGUCCCGCAGGAGCCGGUUCAAACAGACUGACAGCUGGGACUACAGAGGGCGACUCUCCCUCGUUACUUCCGCAUUCCUGCAGAAGUCACGGGAGUGUCGUAACUCUCUUCUUCGCCGUUCUGGCUGUUGCUACCCAGCGUCCCGUGUCUUCCGCCGCCUCCCGGUUUGUCAGCUGACCGGUGGCCGGUCUGGUGACUGUCAAACCCCUGAAGCUCGCUCUGUGACCCGGACACCAGCACGACCAAGCCGAGGCCGGUCUCUGUGUCGCUGUCACCGGAGCCCCUGACACCGAUUCGCUCCUGACGUCCCCCACUGUCAGCAGGAGGCUGAUUUAUUCGGCUUACCGAGCCCGGAGCCCGACCCUCACACUCCGCUCCUCCGAUUAGUCCCACUCCACGGCCGGACACCUGGUCGUUUCUCUUCCGAGCCUCUGUGACCCCCAGCCGGUCCCCAGCCCCGGCAUCUCCGCUAACCGCCAUGGCUCUGCUGGACCUCGCCAUGCAGGGACUCGCCGUCUUCGGCUUCAUCCUGUUCGUCGUCCUGUGGCUCAUGCACUUCAUGUCCAUCAUUUAUGUGCGUCUCCACCUACACAAGAAAAGGUCAGAGGUCAAACAGCCGUUCGCGCAGCUGGCGGGAGUUUCUCUGCUGAAGCCGCUGAAGGGCGUUGACCCGAAUCUGAUCUCCAACCUGGAGACAUUUUUCACUCUGGAUUACCCCAAGUAUGAGAUCUUGCUGUGCGUUCAGGAUCAAGAUGAUCCCGCUGUGGACGUCUGUAAAAAGUUGUUGGGAAAAUAUCCCAACGUAGACGCUCGAUUAUUCAUUGGGGGGAAGAAAGUUGGAAUUAACCCCAAGAUCAACAACCUGAUGCCGGGCUACGAAGGAGCCAAAUAUGGCCUGGUCUGGAUCUGUGACAGCGGCAUCCGAGUGAAACCAGACACCCUGACAGAUAUGACCAAUCAGAUGACUGAGAAGGUGGGAUUGGUCCAUGGGUUGCCAUAUGUCGCUGAUCGCCAAGGCUUUGCCGCCACACUGGAACAGGUUUAUUUUGGGACGUCCCACCCUCGCUCCUACAUCUCUGCUAACGUGACGGGGAUAAAGUGUGUGACCGGGAUGUCGUGUCUGAUGAGGAAGGACGUGUUGGAUCAAGCCGGUGGGCUGGUCGCCUUCGCUCAGUACAUCGCCGAGGAUUACUUCAUGGCCAAAGCCAUUGCGGACAGAGGCUGGAAGUUCUCCAUGGCAACACAGGUGGCGCUGCAGAAUUCUGGAUCGUACUCCAUUGGCCAGUUCCAGUCUCGCAUGAUCAGGUGGACGAAGUUGAGGAUCAACAUGCUUCCUGGCACCGUGCUGGAGCCCGUCUCUGAGUGCUUCCUGGCCAGCCUCAUCAUUGGCUGGGCUGCUCAUCAUGUUUUCAGGUGGGACAUGAUGGUCUUCUUCAUGUGUCACUGUCUCGCCUGGUUUCUGUCUGACUACAUCCAGCUGACUGGAGUUCAGGGCGGCCAGCUGUGCUUCUCCAAGCUGGACUUCGCCGUGGCGUGGUUCAUCCGGGAGUCGAUGGCGGUGCAGAUCUUCCUGUCGGCUCUGUGGGAUCCCACCAUCAGCUGGAGGACCGGACGGUACCGGCUGCGCUGCGGCGGCACUGCCGAGGAGAUCCUGGAUGUAUAGUUGCCACGGAAACCAGCUGCACAAUCUUCCUCAUCCUCAUGAACAGUGGAGAGGAAGAGGAGGAGGCGAGAGAAAGAGACUGACGUGUUUUUUUUGUAUGAGGAAAACUGAAGUGUGUUUAUUUUAGUGUGUGUGUGUGUGUGUGUGUGUGUGUGUGUGUGUGUGUGUGUGUGUGUUUUUAACUAUUUAUGUUCCUUUUGGUGCUAAAACUAAGUGAUGCCGGAAGAAGCCAGGAGAGGAUGGAAGACAGAAAACUAAAACGGGAGCAGAGAAAUGGGCGAGAGUGACGCGUCGCACUGAACAUCUUUGUUUAGUCUGCCCUCGACGACAGAGGAAACCAAUCAGGAAAGAGGAGUUAGAAUUCUUUCUUGUCAUUGGUCGUUUUUUUUUCUUUUUCCUCGUUCAGUUUCAGAUGAAGUUUUUCAUGAAAGAACAAACAGAAAGAAGUCAAAGCAGUGAAAUGUCGUCACUGCCGAUUAAAGAUUCCAGUUCAAGCCGAACAGAACGCCGCCUCAUUAAACUGUUUCCAUGCCAACCGUCUGCAUUAAGAUGUUCAUCGAAAAAAAGUGCAAAUAAUUUAACGUUCAUCAGUUUUUGUGCGAAAAGCCAAACUAGGAGGUAAAAGAGAAAAACAGAAAAACUAAAUGGAGAUCUUUUCUUGUAUUUCGGACUUUGUGUCGCAUAAUCACGAGGAAACUCGUCACCUGUUCCCGCCGCGGGAGCUGCGUUAGGAUUCCAGGAGCGUCACCUGUGGUUUGACCGAGGAACCAGGAUGAAACUGACUUCCUGGAUCCAGAGGCCGGUUCAGGAGGCUCAUUGUGCCGCCUGAGGACCAUCGAACCGUCUGCGGAUCAGCUGACCGCCGUCCUUUGUCCAACCUGUCUGUGAAGUGACUUCUUUCAUCGUAACUUAAAGCCUGUUUGUCGUCAUCAUUUAAAGGAGCACUGAGACCCGUGACUCAGAUCGAUUCAAAAACAUCCUGACGCAUUUUAUUUGUGAAAACUGAAAAUGAUCACAAUGUGCCAUUGAAACGAGAGAAUUUUCAUUGAUAAGUGAAUCAAUUUAGUUUUCCAUUUCUAUUAUUUAUUAUUUCCCCCCUCAGACGACUAAAAGAGUUUCUCCCAGUUUAGCGCUGAAUAAUUUCCAGUAUUUGUGGCGUUAAGCGGUCGCAACAUUUCAUGUGAUUCACAGAUUGAACACAGGACCAAAUUAAAAAAAAAAAAACUUUUUGUUUUGCAAAGUCUUUACACUGUGUGUGUGUGUGUGUGUGUGUGUGUGCGCGCGUGCGUGUGUGCGUGCGAGAGAGAUUUUCUGUUUUUUUUAGCUGUGCUGCUUUACUGUUAGCCCUUAGCUGUUAGCGUAGCCACAGGGGGUUUGGUUGAUGACAUCAGCUUCAAGUCGGACGAACCCCGUCGCCAUUGUCCAAUAGGAUUAGCAGGAUUCUUAUUUUAUUGUUUGUUUUUUUUAAUUAAUCUGCUGUAGUCUGCAAAACCGACCAAUCACAGUUGAGGAUUGUGUCAACACAGGAACAAUAAAGUUUUAUCCUUUG